Messenger RNA from Erigeron canadensis, 663 nucleotides. RefSeq lists its product as uncharacterized. The transcript has 3 exons. NCBI's taxonomy places the organism in Eukaryota, Viridiplantae, Streptophyta, Magnoliopsida, Asterales, Asteraceae. The record is from RefSeq and is a predicted model, not a curated record. The coding region runs from base 1 to 663 and encodes 220 amino acids.
AUGUCGUCUUCGUCAUCAUAUGCAUCAUCGUCUUUUGAUUCGUUCGGUUCGGUCGACUAUGACGAUGUCGUUGAAAGUGCGGUUGUUGCCGUCGUUACUUUGGCCAUGUGGGUCACGCAAAAGGAGGAGGAAGAAGAAGAGCAACCGCGACCGCGUUUUACAAGAAGGGUGGUUCUUGUAUGUCGUUGUGCAGAGGCACAAGAGAACUUGAUGCGUGACUACUUCGCGGAUCGACCGACUUACAACCCGAGACAAUUUAGACGUAAGUUUCGCAUACAUAAGGGUUUGUUUUUUAAGAUUGUGGGUGACAUGAAAAGGGAGUUUAGAUAUUUUCAACAAAGAGUGAACGCCGUGGGAAAGCUAGGUUUUACCGCACUUCAAAAGUGUACAACCGCAAUUCGACAACAAGCAUACGACGUGACGAGCGAUUUGCUAGACGAGUAUUUGCAAAUGGCGGAGAGGACCUCACAAGAGGCGCUUGGCCAUUUUUGUAGUGGCCACAGGGGUCUUAAAAUGACAUCAAUGUAUUCAAGUCAUCUCAUGUUCUUGAAGAUCUUAUAUCCGGUUUGGCGCCCUCAGAGAGGGUACUACUUGGGUGAUGGGAUAUACCCCAAGUAUGCUACAUUCAUCAAGACUUUUACCGAUCCGGUUGACGAAAAGUGA